AUGUACAUCACCCUCUACUACAUAGUCAGGGACCACUUCCUCUCAGUUUGCCUCACCACACUCAACGUUGACCUCCUCAAGGAGCGCCUCCUAGCAGCAGCGAAGAGCAUAGUCGCUGUAGGAGCCUCUCGUGGUGACCCUCGCACCCCAGUCUUUGAGGGGUGUUCCCCCUCCCCCCUCUUGCCCUCUCUUGCUUCUGCUGCUGCGGCCGACCUCGUUGGUUUCGAGUCGGUCGGCGCUGCGUCUGCCUCUAGCGGGAGACGCCGCACCGGCAAGGGCAAGGGGGGCAAGGGCACUGGAGGGGCUGGCGAGGGUGGUGGAGGUGGUGGUGGAGGCACUGGAGGGGGUGGGGGUGGUGGUGGGAGUGGUGGUGGGGGUGGCAGUGUCAGUGGCAGCAGUGGAGGCGUAGGAGGCGGCGGCGGUGGCGGAGGAAGCGGAGGCGGCGGAGGUGGCGGAGGCGGCGGAGGUGGCGGAGACGGCGGCGGCAGCGGUGGAGCUGGUCGCGGCUCUACGCAGAGAAGUGGUUCCGGUGGUGGUUCGCGCCAGCAGCUGCAGCGCGCUCGUGAGACCCUGUCCCCUCAGCAGCUUCGUGAGUGGUACGCUUGGCGUCUGCGAGGUGGGGGUACUGGUCCCUGCACCUACGUCCUCUAUACAAGCAACCGUGGUGGUGAGCAGUGUGGGGGCCCGCACUCCACCCAGCGCUGCUUCGGCCGCCUGACAGACGCAUGGCGUCACCAGUUCCCUGACGCCACUGAGAUCCCUCACUGGGUCGUUCUGUCUAGGGCUGGGGUUGCUAUCUUUGUUCUUGAUUAUGAUGCUAUUCUUGCUGCCAUGUAUGCUGUGUCUAAUAGUGAUAAGGGUGACUGUUACCUGUGUGUUCCGCCUGACCCGAGCAUUGAGGCUGCUGCUCUAGGUGCUGGUUCUACGUCGGCUCAGGCCUUACACACCUUCACCCUUGACUCGGGUGCUUCCCGCUCCUUCUUUUGA
Messenger RNA from Closterium sp. NIES-65, 987 nucleotides. NCBI's taxonomy places the organism in Eukaryota, Viridiplantae, Streptophyta, Zygnematophyceae, Desmidiales, Closteriaceae. The record is from the annotation of a GenBank genome assembly.